Chenopodium quinoa (quinoa) is the source of this 1132-nucleotide messenger RNA. RefSeq names its product metallothiol transferase FosB-like. Lineage: Eukaryota; Viridiplantae; Streptophyta; Magnoliopsida; Caryophyllales; Amaranthaceae. The transcript has 3 exons. The coding region runs from base 258 to 773 and encodes 171 amino acids. The record is from RefSeq and is a predicted model, not a curated record.
CAAAUGACACAACCAAAACUCCAAAAUUAAAAAAAAACUUGCUGAUAUUAUUAUUCCCCUGUUUUUUCAUUCAUUCCUCUGUUUUUCUUCCAAUAAUUUUCAUUAAAUUAUUAAUUCAAUUCACUAUUUCAAGUUUAUUUGUGAUCAAAUUUAUAAGUUAAUUGUUUCAAAAAAAAAAAAAAAAAAAAUUUAUAAGUUAAUUUUUAAAAAGUCCCGAAUUUUUUGGAUUUUCAUUAAAAAGUAAAAAAAGGGUAAAAAUGAAGGAUGUUCAAGGAAACCCACUUCACCUAAAAUCUAUAAAUCAUAUUUCUCUUCUUUGUCGUUCAGUUGAAGAAUCCAUUAGCUUUUAUCAAGAUGUUCUUGGGUUUUUCCCAAUUAGACGACCCGGUUCAUUUGAUUUUGAUGGAGCUUGGCUGUUUGGGUACGGAAUUGGAAUUCACUUGUUACAGGCGCCGGAACCAGAGAAAUUGCCCCAAAAAACAGAAAUUAAUCCAAAGGAUAACCACAUUUCUUUUCAGUGUGAAAGCAUGGGAGCAGUAGAGAAGAAGCUGAAAGAAAUGGGGAUUAAGCAUAUAAGAGCAAGAGUCGAAGAAGGCGGAAUCUUCGUGGAUCAGCUCUUCUUCCAUGAUCCAGACGGUUUCAUGAUCGAAAUAUGCAACUGUGACAACCUCCCAGUGAUCCCUCUCUCGGGAGACAUGGUAAGAUCGUGUUCGCUCGUGAAAUUUGACCUCUUACAGCAGCAACAGAAAACCAGCCCUGUGGUCCAGCAGUAAAGAUUUACACAAUAUUGGGACCAAAUCAGGGGGUUGUGAAAAUGUGGUGCAUAUCAAUCUUGUAGGUUGAGAAGUUGAGGUCAGUCGAUGUCGAAAAAUUAUGGACCAUUUUAGUUAAGAUUAUAGGGAGAUGUUGGUAAUGUAAGAAGUAUUAUGUAUCAAAGUAAGGAGGACUUGACAGUGUUCUGGUUUUGUUUGGUUUAUGGGUUUGUGUUGUUAUAUUCUUGGGGGGAAUUUCUUCUUUCGCCCCAAAAUUUGGGGCGAAAGGCGAAAUGUCAAUGUUUUUUGCAAGGUGAAUAAUAAAAUAUGAUGUUCUAGUGAUUGGAAAAUGAAGAACAUAACUGUUAUUUUUCUCAUUA